Messenger RNA from Oreochromis aureus, 1478 nucleotides. RefSeq names its product AF4/FMR2 family member 1. The record is from RefSeq and is a predicted model, not a curated record. NCBI's taxonomy places the organism in Eukaryota, Metazoa, Chordata, Actinopteri, Cichliformes, Cichlidae. The coding region runs from base 424 to 1068 and encodes 214 amino acids. The transcript has 4 exons.
UUUGUGACCACAACUGUCAGUUAGGAAGGAAGAAAAGAUGAGGGGCUAGGGUAAGUGAGCGCAUGAGUGCCUGCAUGGUGAAGGUGGUGGGGGGCUUCUUGCUGCUGGUUUUUGUUGUUUGAGGAGCGAGAGAGGCAGGAUUGUAGGAUAAUACAGGGGUAAAAAAAACAACUAUUGAAAUGUUUUAAAUUUAUUUUAUGAAAAUCUUUUUGUUUGUUUAGUUUUUCGCCUGUGGAUUCCAAGCAGGAGAGUGGAAAUAAUUGAUAAAAAUCCAGUUUCAGAGAUCUUCACAGACUGUUGUGGGGAAGUGUGAGUUGAGAAAUUGCCCCUGAGUCUUCUGACCCACUGACCCUGUGUCAGCGUCUGGCUGAUUGCAGGAAGGAGGAGUAUUUUACAUCUAUCAGAGAGGCUCCUGGACUGGUAAUGUCACCUGACCGCCUGCCUUCCAUUGGUUCAUCUGGGACUAAAUCAACAGCCAAGCCAACCCCCUCCUCUCCAGGUCUCCGGCACCCCCACCAGUCCAGUCGCAGAAAGCGUAACAGGCAGCAGAAGACUUCUUUCUCCUCUGACACUCACCCUCAUCCAGGACCCUCAUCCAUCCUCCUCUCAGACGCCACCAUGACUCCUUGGGGAGGGCUGGCUCUAUCUGAGUCCUCCUUUAACUCAAUUCCCAAAAUACUUACUCCACGACCCUCUCCACCUCCACCCCCAGCCUCUCCUGUUCCCGAGCAAAUACCGUCAGCUACCCCAUAUCAUGGCAGGAGACAGGAAGAAGACAAAGACAGCUCAGGCUCAAGUUUUAACUCUCAAAUUCCAUCUCCACCUGUGGCAGUCAUGCAAAACAGCGCAGGUGGAGCAGCUAAAGAUUUGCAGUUGAGGCGGAGGGUGUUGCCUCAGUGUCGGCUUCCUCGUGCCCCCCGUCUCCCACCGCUUAACCAGGUCACUGACCUCAGUUUCUCUCGGAGCUUCACUUUCUCCUUCUUCGAGCUGCCGCUGCACCAGUCUCCUCGCUGGCGUGCCGAGCGCGUCAAAAACCUCUUAUUGCUUUUGAAACAGAUACACUAUUGAAGACGCAGAGCUGCGUGUUCCUACUGAUAGUUCAGAUCUGCCUUUCUUGAGUAUAUUAUUGUAUUAGUAAAAUGUUUAUUUUCAAAGUAAGAGUGAUGGGUGAGGGAUUUUUUUUGGCACAAUAGGAUAAGAAAAUAAGACUGCAUGUUAUUCUAUUCGAUCUGUGUUCAUUGCUUUUCGAGAGCUGGAUUUUCUUUGUUUGAUGUUUUCAAAUUUAUUUUAAAAAAUAGUUUCUAAGGGUGUGAGUUCAUUACUCUGGUUUUCGGCUCCACAGCGAUUUACUAAUUUUCCUGUUUUAGAUAUAUAUAUAUGUAUAUUUAUGAAAUAAAAACAACUUUACUAUCACUCUAGUUGCUCUGUUUUAUCAGCUUUCUCUGUUUUAAUGGCUUCUGUUUCAUACAGAUAGACAU